AUGCAGUUGGUAGAGGGAAUACUUGAAUUGCAACAAAGAAAUUUACUUGUAAAGAUUUCAGAGCAAAGUUCAAGCACUUCAAAAAUACAAAGGGAAAUACUCUCGCAAGAUCCUAAACCAGGCAUUAGUGUGAGGGAAAACAGGAUGAUACAAUUAGUGGUAGACAAAGGAAAGCAGGUACAAGCAAUACCACGUCUCUUAGGAAAAACACUUACAGAUAUUAGAGAAAAUACAGUUGUAUCUUCUGAUGGUUUGGAUACAUAUUUUAGCAUAGGAUAUAUAAGCAAGAUGUUUGAUGAAAGCCCGGUCGGGACAGUGCUAGGUCAAUACCCACCUCAAGGGACAAAACUGGGCAAUGAAUUUGUUACCAUGAGAGUGGUAGUGAGUAGAGGGAGUGGUACCUUUGAAGAGAGCAUGCCAGAUAUGUUAGGUCUCCCCUUUGAAGACUUUUUUCCUAUUAUCGAAGCACAUUCCCCAUCAUUUAUUUUCUAUUUUGUGGAAGAUACGCAAUUCAUACUAGAAACUGAAACAGAGGGAGAUACACUCAUUGCAGGUUUGAUUUUAGAACAAGUUCCUGUUCCAGACGAAAGCAUUAUAAGUAGCAAUACAAUGUAUAUUGGAAUACGAGAGAACAUGGUGCUAAAUCAGGAACUAUCUGAAGAGGAGGCGGAGGCACUCGAUACGACAGAAUAUCGCAGAGUAGGAAUAAUGGAGCUUCCUCUUACCGAGUACGAAUAUGACCAUGAAAUUACCAUAUAUAUAACACCAGCAAGCACCAGCGGAGUAAGAGCAAUAAAGAGGCAGUAUUUGAAAUUUCUUUCCCGCGGAGGAAACAUAGCUAUUCCAUAUUAUAUACAACCAGGCGAUAAGUAUACAGUUGAGCGGUUUGGAAUCGAGGUGUGGUCUCGUACAAUACCAAAUAAUACGUAA
Molecule: messenger RNA, 930 nt
Organism: Ylistrum balloti
Lineage: Eukaryota; Metazoa; Mollusca; Bivalvia; Pectinida; Pectinidae
Exons: 1
Coding region: 1-930 (309 amino acids)
Source: RefSeq, a predicted model, not a curated record